GCAUUUGAAGAGAGAAUAACAAGGCAUUUCUCUCAACCUCUUCCUUUUGUAUAUAAAAUACACUUGUUUCCAUUCACACCUGCAUCCCCUCACAGAUAAAACUAGCUACCAUUUCUCUCAAGAAUCAUUACCAAAGGAAAUCACAAGAGCAAUUUCCAAGUCUUGUAUACAUCAUCUCUUAACAGUUCCUGUUUUUGAACAAAGAUUGGAAAAUAUGGAAGGUGGUGUUGCAUAUGAGAAUGAUCUAAACCUCAAGGCAACUGAGCUUAGACUGGGGUUGCCAGGGACGAGCUGUACUAAUGAAGAACAAGCAGUUUCUGGUGCUAGAAACAACAAACGACCAUUGCCAGAGACCAGAGAGGAGCGUGGAGCAAAAGGCAAAUCUGAUCCUCGACAUGAUGACCAAGAAACUGCCCCUGCUCCCAAGGCACAGAUAGUGGGCUGGCCACCAAUCAGAUCCUACCGGAAAAACACCCUGCAGCCAAAGAAAGAUGAAGCCGAGGCUGCAGCUGGGAUGUACGUUAAAGUAAGCAUGGAUGGAGCACCAUACCUUAGAAAGAUUGAUCUCAAGGUUUACAAGGGAUACCCUGAGCUCCUAAAGGCUUUAGAGAACAUGUUCAAGCUCACCAUAGGUGAGUACUCUGAAAGGGAAGGCUACAAAGGAUCAGAAUAUGCACCUACUUAUGAGGACAAAGAUGGUGACUGGAUGCUGAUUGGAGAUGUUCCAUGGGAUAUGUUCCUGUCAUCCUGUAAGAAAUUGAGAAUCAUUAAAGGAUCAGAAGCAAGAGGUUAAUUUGGGUUGUGAUGUUUGAAAAACCCACAGGCCAUGUUAACCCACAGGAUCAGGGAGAAGAGAAGAUUCAUCCCUUGAGAAAAUCUUUCAGCUUGGGUUCUCCAGGAAGAAAACUCAAAUCUGAAUCUGGGUCUCUCUCUUGACUGGGGUUUCUACAGAUGGCUGGAAGUUUUAUCCUAGGGUGUGGCAGCGAGAUACCUGGUUGUUUGGACAUCUAUGGUGUCAUUUUGUUGGUCCUUGAAUCUCACCAAACCAAAACUGGAUACAGGAAGUUAUUAUUGCUUCAAUGCAAUUAUGUAAAAUCAAAACAGAAGAAACAUAUGGAAAUUAAGACAGGGUCGUCCAUGUUUUUGCCAUGUAAUGUUCUCCAUACACCGCUAAAGCUAAAUACAAAAGUGUGUUUGACAGUUCUCUAACA
Molecule: messenger RNA, 1211 nt
Organism: Populus nigra (black poplar)
Lineage: Eukaryota; Viridiplantae; Streptophyta; Magnoliopsida; Malpighiales; Salicaceae
Product: auxin-induced protein 22D-like
Exons: 4
Coding region: 215-793 (192 amino acids)
Biological process (GO): regulation of DNA-templated transcription
Cellular component (GO): nucleus
Molecular function (GO): protein binding
Source: RefSeq, a predicted model, not a curated record